AUGAUGUUUUAUUAAAUAUGGAUGGAUUUAAAGGAAUCUAUGAAUACUUCAUAUUACACUAGUUUUAUUUAUCUCUCAAUUGGAGCAAUACUAAAUACUUCUCCUCUUUUAGAAAUGUAUUACCUAUUUAUUAAAAAUAGAUAUCUAAAAAUUGCUGAUAAUGAUAAUUAUGAUCAAAAUUAGCUAUACUUAAUAUUAGGCUCCUUGAAUGUAAGUAAAUAUAUGUUAAACUCUUCCAUACUACAUUCAAUAUACAUUGUAAUAAUAUUUUGUUUUAAUACAUUCAUCAUCAUUUUGUUUAUGAUUUUAUAUUAUUUGAAGAAAUAUAAUGUUUAGACCAACAUUGCUUUUACUGUUUAUGGCCAAGUAAAUUAAUGAUAAAAUAUUUACAUAGAUUAUUGGAUAUUUAAUAUAACCAUAUUUUUGGUCAAUCAAUGGAUUUUUAUUAUAAAUCUAAAAUACAUAUUGGGAAUAAAUUCAAAAUUUAGCUUUUAUAUUAUUAGAUUUCAUUGCAAUUGUUUAAUAAUUAUUGUUCUUAAUAACCCUUAUACUCUUUCUACAUUAUGAUCAUUCUUAGAAAAAAAACUUUUUAAAAAUAAAUUCACCCAAAACGCUCAUAUUUUAUAUUAUAACUAUAUUUUUUAAUAGUUUUUUAGAAUUAUUUAUAAAUUCAAGUGAUCAAUUGAAUGUAAAUAUCUAUAUUAUUAAAGAUAGCAUUUCCAAUAGUAUUAGUGAUCUUGUAUUUACUACUUUUUACUUAAAUACAUUUAGACUUACCUGUUUUUUAAAAUAAAUAAAUAAACAAUUAUUUUUAAAUUAUUAUAUGUAUACAAUUUGCACUUGCUUUAAAUUUGUUAGUAUCAUAUUUUAUAAACUUUUUUGAGGAUCGUUAUUGUUUAUAAGUAAUUUUAACAUUUAUACUUUUGAUUUAAUUAAAUUCAAAAAUUAGAUAAUAUUUAAUAUUCAGGUCUAUCAAUAAUUAUAGUGUUACAAGAAUCAUUGAUUAAAAAACUAUAGAAUAUUUAAAAUAAAAUUCUGAAUAUCUAUUAUUAUUAAGAGGUAUUGUUCAAAUGCAUUAAUCUUUAUGUUCAAAUAUAAAUUGUUUUUAUCGUUCCAAAUUUAUAUAUAAAAUAAGUUCCAAGGGAAAUAAGAAAAUAUUGAUAAAUAGAGAUUCAAUUUAUGAUAAUAUUGGUAGAAUUUCAAAUUUCUUCUUAAAAUGUUCUUAUGAAACUAUGUAACAAAAAAGUUAGGAUUAAAGUAUUAGUAUCCAAUUAAUUGAGCUAUUAUGUUAUAAAUUAAAAUUAUAUUCAGUAAGUUUAACUUAAAUAGAUAAAUUAAAUGAAGAUAAGCUAAAUCUAUUUUAACAAAUAAACAUAAUGAAUAUUAAAUUAAUAAUCUCAAGAUUAAUAAAAUAAAAAAAUGAAUAAGCUUAUAAAUCUAAAUUACCAUUUGAUCAUUUACUUUAAUGUGAAUCAUAUAUUAAAGAAACAGUAUAAAUAAUAAUUAAUAUUUUUGGAUACUAAUAAUAGUUUUGGAAUUACUUAUUAAAUGAAGAAAUUAGAUUAAUUGAUGAACUAAUUAUUUUAUAAAAAAUAAGUAGACUAAUUAAAAAGUUUUAAGAAUUAUAGAAAUAAAUUUUAAAUUUGCAUUAUAAAUAAAAGGUACCCAUUAGAAAUAGAUAAUGGUUUAAUUACUUUUUCUUUAAAUUAUUUAUUUUAAAUAAAAAAUUAAAAUUGUAAGACUUAGAAAUUUUACCAGAUUUUUAACUUAAUUUAGAUUAAAUUUUAAAAGAUGAAUAUAUUGAUGAAAAGUCUUCUGAUGAGGAACCAAUUAAUUACUAUUAAUAAAAGUUUUUAAUAUCUGGUAAUACAUUUAUAAUAUAAAUUAAUUAAUCUUGCAUUGUUAAGAAUUGUACAAAUAAUACAUUUUAAAUAUUAAAUUACAAUAAAUAAUCUUUAGUUAAUAGUUCAGCUGUAAUUUUAAUGCCUUAAAUGUUUAAACAAUGUCAUUAUUAAUUUAUAAAUUAUUUUUAAUAAACUGGAUAAUCUUAUAAUUUAUAUAAAAGAAAGAAAGCAUUUUGUAUCCAUGAUUAAGGUUAUAUAAUAACUGUCUACAAAUAUUUAAAAUAUAUUUAUAAUUAUACUUCAAAUUAAAUUGAAUAUAUAGCCAUGUUUAGAUAGAUUCAAACAAAAUAAUAGUAUCUACUAUUGAAUGAAGAUUGGGAAAUAGACUCAUGUACAUAAUUCCUUUAAGAUAUUAUAGGAAUAAAAUCAUUAAGUUUAUUCAUAUUGGCUCCAAAAACUAUUGUUUUUUCAGAAUAUGAAAAGUUUUUAACAAAAGAGAAUAAAGAAUUUUUUAGUUUAAAUGCUCCAAAUUAAGAUUAAAACUUAUCUCAAUUAUUUUAUACAUAGCCAUCUAUGAUUAGAGGUUCUUUUAGUUCAAGUAAUGGAUAGAAUUCUAAUUUAUUAAAAUAAGAUGAAAUUUAAAGAAGUUAUCAAAACUUUUUAAAUUUUGAUGAUGUUAUUAAUAUUAAAGAUCAAUAAAAGUCAAAAAUUAAAUAAGUUUUAUUUAAUUUAAGAGUACCAAAAUAAAAAUAUGAAUUGGUUUAAGAAUUUUAAACAAAAUUAUCAGAAUUAUAUAAAUAAGCAUUAUAUACAGAAUUAUUUAAAAGAUAAUUAAUUGUGAAAAAUUAAUUUGGUAAAUAUUAAAUAGUUAAAAGUGAAUUUAUAAGAAGAUGUAAAAUUUAUUAAGAAAUUAUUAGAAAAGAGAAAUUUAAAAUAAUAAGUAUUUUAUAUACUUAAAAUUAGAGGAACUAUUUUAAAAAUAUACAUAAUCUGAAGAAUGUAUUGAUAAAAUAUUAAGAAUUGAAGGUACAUUAAAAUUAGAGAAGACAUUACAUUCUGUCAAAUAUAUUCUAAUUAAAAUAGUUAGAACAGAGUUGAUUAAGGAAAAUCAAAAAUCAUAUUAAUAGAAUUGUGGUGUUACUUUAUCAUUCUAAACUCCAUUAUGUUAAUUAAUAUCUUCAGUAAAAUAUUGAAUAUAUAUCUUUAGUAAUAAUCAAAAAGAUCAACCAAUACACAAUUAAGUCCAAGACGUUAAUAUGUUUAGACUUAUGGUAUUUUUUAUAAUUAUUCUUUUUAAGAUUAAUUUGAUUUAUAUUCAAAUAGAGAAUCAAUAGGAAAAGUAUUAUUACCUGAAUUAUAAGUUAAUUAAGAUUUUGAUUAAAAUGAUCAGAAUAAAAACAUUAAUUUUAUCACUUGUAAUAGUGAUCUUUUAAAGGAGGAUACAAAUAAAAUAGAAAAAUAUAAUCCAUAAAUUGUUUAAUAUGAAUUUAUUAGUAGGUUAAUAUUUAUAUUGCAAAUUUUGAUUGUAUUUUUAAGUUUCUUCUUUACUUCAUUUAUUUAUAACUAAAAUACAAUAGUAUAAUCAGUAAAAUAAUAAUUAAUAUUUAGGUAAAUUUAGUGGAUUAUCUAUAUGAAUAUCAAAUAAUUGUAGCAGAAUCUUAUAAUGCUUAAAUAGAUAUAGAAUUAUUUAAUAGAAAUUAUACUUACUAAGAUUUAACAAAAGGAGAUUCAAUUGGAUUUGAAUCAGAUGAAUAAUUUUAUGAAUAUCAAUAAAAUGUAACAUAAAAAUGUGGAGAUUAUAUGUAUUUUGUUUUUUUGGAACCGAAAUUUUUGAAAAUGCUUUAUGAAAAUUUUUAUAGUAAUUCUAAUGAAAGUGGAUUAGAUAUUUAAACAGUUUAUUAAGUUAAUGUAUAUCUUUUAAAUAUGCUAUCAUCUUAAAAAUUUAAAGAAGAUUUUGGAAUAUCAGAAACAUUUCGUAAAUAUAUGGUAUCUAUUAUAUUUAAAUGAAAUAGCUUCCACAAUUUUAAUAAAUUUAAGCUAAUUCAAUGGAUUAUCUAUUCAAUUAAGGAUUAGGAUUCUAAGAAAUUUCUAAUUCAAAUUUCAUACUAUUUCUUAUAUUAUAGACAAUUCUUUAAAUAUCAAAUUUGUUAUAUCUAAUUAGAUUUCAAUUUUAAAUAUAGAAACAAUAUAAUGUAUAAUUUAUUAAAAUUUCUAAAGGUUUUAUUUAAAGUUUAAGCAAUGAUACCUUAUAGAGAGAAGGUUGCAAUCAUAGAAAAAAUCAGCACUUCUAUAAAUCAGUUUUAUUAUGUAACAAAUAAUGAAUGUAAAUUAUUAUUAUAAAUAAUUUUAUAGAUGGAGAUUUAGAAUAAUUCAGCCCAAGAAACAAAUCAUAUCAUUCAAGAUAAACAACAUUAAGAAGGAAAAGUAGUAGUAGAUAUGGUAAUGAGAAAAGUAUUUUGGAUAUAGAAAAAAAACAUAAAGAGAAAUCAGAUAAUAAAUCAAUAAUUAAAUUUUAGUAGCUUUCAUUAUAAUAUAGUUUGAAAGUAAAGUGUUUUUAUAUUUGUGUAGAAAAUAGUUGUUAAAAUAAUAUUAAAUCUACUUUUAAUAACUUUAAUUAGUAUUGCUGGAGUUAUUACAAUUUAUUAUACUUUAAAAAAUAUAGAGUUAUUUAAUAAGAAUUAAUUUAUGUUUAAUACUUAAAAUGCUUGGGUUUUACCUGCUAUUAAAGAAAUAUUUACUAGCUAAAAAUAAGUAGAUUAUAAUUUUAAUGAUAAAAAUGCUUAAAUAAUUCUUUAAUUCUAUUUUGAAUAAAUAUCAUCAGAAUAUCCAGUAUUCUAUGAAUCUAAUAUUGAUGAAAUAUAUUAUUUAUUUGAUAAUAAUAUUUGCAAUAGAGAUAGUAUAUAUAUAUAAUAUUCUUUUUAAGAUGAUAUAAAACUUGAAAAAUGUGAACUUCUUAUUAAUGGAGCAUUAACUAGAGGAAUUAGAGAAUAUGAUUAUUUAUUAUCUAAAUUAGUUUAAAAAGUGUUAAAUCCAAAUGAUGAAAGAUACGAAAAUAUUACAUAUUCAACAAUAUACUAAUUUAAUAAAGUAUUUUUUUUGAUAUAAUUUAGCUAUAUUAUUUCGUUUUUGAUUAUUACACAUUCGCAAAGGACAUUUGGGUUAAAAUCUCGAUUGAAACACUUGAAAAGCAUGAUUAAGUUAGUCUAAUAUUAUUGUAAUUAUAUUAAAUUAAUAUAGAAUAACUGAUAUUAUAGGAAUAUGCCUUUAUUUUAUAAUAUUUAAUGA
Paramecium primaurelia is the source of this 5129-nucleotide messenger RNA. The record is from the annotation of a GenBank genome assembly. NCBI's taxonomy places the organism in Eukaryota, Ciliophora, Oligohymenophorea, Peniculida, Parameciidae.